Molecule: messenger RNA, 1449 nt
Organism: Vanrija pseudolonga
Lineage: Eukaryota; Fungi; Basidiomycota; Tremellomycetes; Trichosporonales; Trichosporonaceae
Product: N amino acid transport system protein
Exons: 4
Coding region: 1-1449 (482 amino acids)
Biological process (GO): amino acid transmembrane transport
Molecular function (GO): L-amino acid transmembrane transporter activity
Source: RefSeq, a predicted model, not a curated record
AUGGAGCCCAAACGCGACAACGACACGCCAACCUCCGAGUCCAACCCGACGGACGCCAAGGACAUCUACACCACCGCCAUCGAGCCCGCAGGCGACGAGAAGCACGCCGCGGCCGAGGCGCUGCCUGACCGGGACGGCGUGUUCGGCGAGCUCGACGACCAGGCGAAAGAGUACCGCUCGCUCACGGCAUGGGGCGCCUUCAUGAUCAUGACCAAGGCGAACCUCGGCGUCGGCGUGCUCGCUAUUCCUGGCGUGUUCCACAGCGUCGGCCUGGUGCCGGGGUACGUGCUCAUUAUCGGCCUGUGUGCGAUGAUGACCUUCGCGGUCAGCUACAUCGGCCCCUUCAAGCGCCGCCACCCCGAAUGCUACUCGGUCGCGGACGCGCUCUACCUCGUCUGGGGCCCAGCCGGGCGCGAUAUCAUGGCGUUCCAGUUCUGCAUAGGCAAGAUCUCGGCCAUUGCGAGUUUCCUCGUCUCGAUCGCUACCUGCCUCAACGCCAUCACGGUGCACGGCGCCUGCACGGCCGUCUUCAUCGCCGUCGCUGCCGUCGUGGGCUUCUUGCUGUCCUCCAUCCGCACGCUGCACAAGGUAUCCUGGCUCGCGUGGGUCGGCGUCGUGUCCAUCUCGGUCGGGCUGCUCGUCGUCACUAUCGCCGUUGGGAUCCAGGACCGCCCCGCGGCGGCGCCGCGCACCGGUCCGUGGGACAAGGACCUGCGUAUCUUUGCCAACCCCUCAUUCACCCAAUGCAUCUCGUCCAUCACGACCAUCAUCUUCAGCUACUCUGCCACGCCGACCUUCUUCUCCGUCCUGUGCGAGAUGAAGGAGCCGCGCAAGUACCAGCGCGUGAUGCUCGCGUCGCAGGGGCUCAUGUGCGUCAUCUACCUCGUCAUCGGCACGCUCUUCUACUACUACUGCGGGCAGUACGUCUCGUCGCCUAGUCUUGGAUCAGCAGGUCCGCUCACGAAGCGCAUCUCGUACGGCCUCGUCCUGCCUGCGCUCCUCGUGUCCCUCUGUAUCUGGACCCACAUCAUCGCCAAGUUUCUCUUCGUGCGCAUCCUCUUCGGGACGUACGACCUCACCCACCCGACCAAGAAGCACUACAUCGUGUGGCUGAGCAUCAACUUUGUCUCCACGCUCCUCGGGUACUUGUUCGCCUCGGCCAUCCCCAUCUUCAGCGUCAUCGUCAGCUUCAUCGGCGCCACCUGCUCCACGCCCGGCACGCUCCUCCCCUUCCCCAUCAUGUGGUGGCACGACGAGUGGCGCCGCAGGCCGUGGGCCGAGCGCAAGCCCAAGCUCGCCACCGCGAUCGUCUACCUUACCAUGGUGCUCUUCGCCUGCACGAUCAUCGUGUCGGGCACGUACAGCUCGAUCAAGCAGAUCAUCAAUGCCAAGGCGACCAACGGGCCGUGGACGUGCGCCGACAACUCGAACUCGGUGCCGAAGAAGUAG